Messenger RNA from Hemisphaericaspora subhashii, 1323 nucleotides. RefSeq lists its product as uncharacterized. The transcript has a single exon. Gene Ontology annotation, molecular function: transmembrane transporter activity. Gene Ontology annotation, biological process: transmembrane transport. Gene Ontology annotation, cellular component: fungal-type vacuole membrane. The record is from RefSeq and is a predicted model, not a curated record. The coding region runs from base 1 to 1323 and encodes 440 amino acids. NCBI's taxonomy places the organism in Eukaryota, Fungi, Ascomycota, Pichiomycetes, Serinales, Debaryomycetaceae.
AUGAUCAGAUUGAUCGGAUUUGGAGCCACAUCAUUAAUCCUUGCGUUAUAUUUAAAAUCCAUCGACAUUAGGGAAGAAUUAAUUGGAUUAUUCAUGACAUUAGUAUUUGCAGGUGAUUUAAUUACAUCAUUCGUGAUUGUUCUUAUUACUGAUCAGAUUGGAAGAAGACUCGUACUCAUAUUUUCAUCAUUGCUAAUGUUUUUCACCGGGUUAACAUUUUGUUUUUUUGAAAAUUAUUAUAUAUUAACUGCAGUUGCUGUUUUGGGGAUAUUUACUCCCCUGGGAGUUGAAGUUGGUCCAUUUAGGACUAUUGAACAAAGCUCCAUCGCGUCAUUGGCACCUCAUCGUGAUAGAUCGGAUAUUUAUGCAUGGUAUACUUUUCUUGGUAUGUUCUGUGCGGCAUUUGGAUCAUUUGUGGCUGGUAUUUUGGUGGAUAUAGUUCAUAAAAAAUGGAAUCAUUCAUUGGUUACAGGUUAUAGAAGUGUAUUUUACAUGUAUACCUUUCUUGCUGGGAUACAUGUAAUUUUGAGUUUAUUGAUUUCAUCAGCUAUUGAGCCAAAUAAAGAACCAGAAGUUAUUGAAGAGCAACAACAAGAUGCUAAUAAUAAUACAACUGCAGAUGAUGGAGAGGAGAGUAGCACGGACGCUAUAGAUGAAACAACCCCAUUGGUUGAUAGUAUUCAAGCCAAGAAAGCUUCAAAAAAGACUAAAUUUAGUUUAUCAGGUGCAUUAUUUCCCAAGCUCAAUCCUCAUACUUAUUCAAUUGUAUUCAAACUUGCCUUGCUUUUCGGACUUGAUGCAUUUGCUUCAUCCUUAACUCCACACUCUUGGAUUUCUUAUUAUAUCAAACACAAAUUUGACGUUCCAGCAUCAUAUCUUGGUUCAGUAUUCUUUACAACUGGAAUUGUAAGUGGGUUCACAUCAUUAUGUAGUACUUCAUUAACCAAAAGACUUGGAGCAGUAGUUACGAUGGUUGUGACCCAUUUACCUGCGUCAUUAUUAUUGACAAUCGUUCCAUUACCUUCCUCCUUCGUCAUGACUAUGAUUAUAUUGGUUACUAGGGCCAGUACUCAAUCUAUGGAUGUUGCCCCCAAACAUGUAUUUUUGGCAACUUUAGUUGCUGAUAGUGAGAGAACUGCUGUAUUUGGGUUCGUUAACGUGGUGAAAACUUUAGCUCAGACUGUUGGGCCAAGUAUUGUUGGAAUAUUGACGAGAAAUGGGAUGCAAUGGUUGACAUUUGUUAUUGCCGGGACAUUGAAGCUGACUUAUGAUUUGGGGAUUUUGGCAACGUUUUUAACUUAUAAUAGACAUAAUGAGCAUUAA